This is a messenger RNA of Oppiella nova, 365 nucleotides long. The record is from the annotation of a GenBank genome assembly. NCBI's taxonomy places the organism in Eukaryota, Metazoa, Arthropoda, Arachnida, Sarcoptiformes, Oppiidae.
AUUCAUACAUGUGUUGUGAACACAAAAAUUGUUGUGUUUUUAUAGCAAUUGAUUUGUUAUUAAUAACUGGAUAUUAAUUACGAUUUUCUACUCAUUUAUAUCGAUAAUCAACGCAUAGUUGUCUCAUAAGACCACAACAUUACUGUAAUUGCAAUACAUUUUGGGCGCAAAUAAUGGGAAACUUAUUGCGUUUACUAUCGCGAGACGAGACCCCGAAAUACGACGUCUUCGUCGACUUCGAGAACGCGCAGCCGACGGACACCGAGAAGGAGGUCUACAUUCUGGUGGAGUGUGUGCUCAUUGAGGCCAACGAUAUAUUGUGUGAAUUGCAGACAUACAAAGGCGCCGGUCCUGAGAUACGCGAG